AUGACGGAGAAGCAAGUGCAUAGCGAUACGUGCCAUGUGCAAGGUCGUGAACAUCGAGACGAGGCGAGAGUCAGUACCAAGGAUCGCCUGGUUCUUAUCCCGACGCCUAGCAGCGAUGCAAGGGACCCACUGAACUGGUCGAAUGCGAAAAAGCAUGGAUCCUUGGCCGUGCUGUGCUUUGCCGCCUUUGCGKCAACAACGGCUCCAACUGCACACCAAACAGCAUACCUGGAUAUCGCACGGGCAUAUGGCAAAACACCAACAGCGCUCUCCUACUCGAUCUCGGCAGCCGUGGCCGGCUUGCUUGGGGGACCCUUCCUUCUGGUUCCACUGGCGGGCCUCAUCGGCCGCACUGCUCUGAUUUUCUGGUCGCUGCUCGGUGUAAUUGCCACGCAAAUAUGGUCCGCCACGGCGAGUUCACCGGACGACUUCAUCUCUUUCACGAUCUCGCGUCUGAUGUGUGGUGUCUUUGCGUCGGUGCCCACAAUCAUGGGCUCGGGGUAUAUCAUGGACAUGUUCUUUCUGCAUCGUCGUGGCUUCGCCUUCGCGUCCUUUGAGCUUUCGUUCCUUUUUGGCGUCGUAGCCUUGCCUACUAUCGGCGGCUUCAUUGUGGAAUCGCAUCCUUGGCCUUUCACGUUCUGGUGGACGCUUGCACCCCUCGGACUUGCCAUCAUACUAGUAGCGGCGUUCUUGGAAGACACCGAGUAUGCACCAGGCCGAUCCACUACAUUCAUCUCACAGUAUGCUUCUGAUGGGACCCCAUACCUGCGGAGAAGACUGAGAUGUCUUCUUGGGCUCGGUGUGACACCACCAAGCAGCCUGAACAAGACUCUACGGCAAGCAGCCCUACCCUUUUUAAUCGGCGUGACGCCCAUAACCAUGCUUGCGGGCUUCUAUACGCUGAUCAACUUUGCCUGGGCUAUUCUGGUCAACACAGAGCUUGCGAUCUUCCUGGAGAUUCCAGUCGUUGCUGGCGGCUAUGGCUUCUCAGCCGGUCAAACUGCUGCAUUCACUUUCACGAGCUGGUUGGCAUUGAUCGCCGCACAGACAUAUGGAAUGUUUCUGAACGACCGUAUUCCACUAUGGUUCGCCUCCCGGCGCACAGGGACGGAGCACAAUCGCUGGCAUCCAGAAAACAGGCUUUUACCUCUAUUCUUGGGUCCUGCAAUUGCCUCACCGAUUGGUCUGGGAAUUGUGGGCGCAGCACUCCAGUACCACCUGCACUACAUGGUCCUUGCUGUGGGUUACUUUCUGGUCAUUUUCGCAGCACAGUUGUGUGUCCCAAUCUGCGUCAAUUACGCAUGUGAAAACUUCAAGGGUCGUGUGGUCGAGACGACUGUGGCCAUGAAUGCAUACCGCUUGUCCUUGGGAAUCGGUCUGGGCUUCUUCUUCCAGCCCUGGCAAGAAGCAGUUGGCGUGGGGUGGCUGUUUGGUACAGCAGCCUUCUUGGCCAUCUUCUCAAUUGCUGCACUUGCCAUGCUUAUCAUGUAUGGCGAGCAAGUAAGACGGAUCACAUGGUUCAAGGGUCUGCUGGAUUCCGAGGACGGUAGAAAGCUUAUGAGCGAUUAA
Messenger RNA from Ramularia collo-cygni, 1569 nucleotides. RefSeq names its product related to synaptic vesicle transporter SVOP and related transporters (major facilitator superfamily). The transcript has 3 exons. NCBI's taxonomy places the organism in Eukaryota, Fungi, Ascomycota, Dothideomycetes, Mycosphaerellales, Mycosphaerellaceae. The coding region runs from base 1 to 1569 and encodes 522 amino acids. The record is from RefSeq and is a predicted model, not a curated record. Gene Ontology annotation, molecular function: transmembrane transporter activity. Gene Ontology annotation, biological process: transmembrane transport.